Messenger RNA from Clonostachys byssicola, 828 nucleotides. The record is from the annotation of a GenBank genome assembly. Lineage: Eukaryota; Fungi; Ascomycota; Sordariomycetes; Hypocreales; Bionectriaceae.
AUGUCAAUUUUCAAUUACGAAGAGAGCAUGCAGUUGCUUGCAGACAUGCAACCACGACCCAUACCCGGAGAGCCUGAACGAUAUCGCGUUACAGAAAAAGCCAUUGGCAAACCCUGGGACGUCUGCCCAUUGCGGCCACUGAACUUCUGGUUUCGGACUCGUCGAGUAUUCGCAUUCGGGCAUCCUAUUAGCCCUAGAACGCCCAACGUUUACGCUCUCCAUUUGCAGCCUCCAUCGGCCUUCGUCAGGUUUCUGCUACACCUGCUUCAGUCUUUCCCCUCAUUCAUCCGCUCAUGGUUCCAUCUUCACUUGCCUGAGUGGUUUCUACCGAAUCGAAUUGUCUUGAAGUGCCAGAAAAGGGGCACAGACGUUGAGUAUGCGGAUGACGAGCGGCUCGAGCGACUCUUUGAAGCGGAGCACUACGCAUAUAACCGGCUAAAGCCCAUCCAGGGUUUGACGAUUCCCAGGUGCUAUGGAUCGACACAUUUCAGUGGCAGAAAGGCUUUGAUUUUACAGCAUUGUCCCGGGGAAACUCUAGAGCAACCGGAGGCAGCCACUUUGUCUUACAGCGAGAGCAAAAAGCUCCUCGGCGAUUCCUUCAAUGAGAUGGCAGACCAGGGGGCAGUUCAACAAGAUGCAAGCCUCUCCAACUUCAUCUUAGCACCAGACAAGAGGAGAAUCACGGCCGUGGGUUUGGAGCGUGUCACCUUUCCAAACACGUCAGAGGAUAUAGAGUGCCACUCUCUCUUAUCCAUGCAAACCACACUGGAAAACUACCUCGGCAGGCAGCGAUUCCUGAGAAGCGAUGGGUACCUCGAGGCAGCCUAG